Molecule: messenger RNA, 2205 nt
Organism: Chaetomium globosum CBS 148.51
Lineage: Eukaryota; Fungi; Ascomycota; Sordariomycetes; Sordariales; Chaetomiaceae
Exons: 4
Coding region: 1-2205 (734 amino acids)
Biological process (GO): mismatch repair; nucleotide-excision repair
Cellular component (GO): XPC complex; cytoplasm; nucleus
Molecular function (GO): damaged DNA binding; single-stranded DNA binding
Source: RefSeq, a predicted model, not a curated record
AUGGUGAGAAGAAAGCGAGAUGCGCCAACGGAGAGCAGCCCGAGGACGACGCGCUCAAGCACAAGAGUAGCCACGCGAGGUGCAGCGAGACGGACCGCUGCAGGUCGUGAUGGCGCUGUUCCAGACAUUGUGCGCCAGAUGGUGGUCGAGGCGAGAUCCGAAUUGAGGGCUCAAGACGCUCAUGUUUCGGAACGACCCUUGAAGCGCAGGCGUCCAGGAGAGGGGCGACCGGCGAGAUCUGAGACGCCAAAAACCAAGGCCGCCAAAGACAUCAGCAGCGAAUCCAGCAAAGUUAUUGUCGGCGAUGCUUCCGAUGAUAACCUCCGGUUUGAGGAUGUUGUAUUACCAACGCCCACGGUGCAAACCAUGACAAGGGAUUCAGACGAAGAGGACGAUGACGACAUCGACUUUGAAGAUGUAGCGAUCGAGGCCAACGAGCCGUCGGCGACAGUGGUAAGCAAAGAGCCUCGGGUGCUAGAUCUGGACCUGUCCGCGCACAUGGCCUUGGCGCCGCGCCGCGCAGACCGUCGCAAAGCCAUCAGCAAAGAAGAGAAAGAUCGCCGUGUCGAGAUCCAUAAGAUGCAUCUCGUCUGCCUCCUGGCGCACGUGGAGCUGAGAAACCGGUGGUGUAACGAUCGCAGUGUCCAGGAUGCGCUUCGGCCGCUGCUGCCCGAGAAGACGGUGUCUGCCUUGUUACCCAGGGCUAGCCUGAACCAGUUUGGGCGUUCAGAGUCGUUGAGGAAGGGUCUCCAGGAAGCGAAGGAGUUGUUCAAGCUCAAUUUUACCAUCACGGAAAGAGGGAUACGGAGGGCGCUCUGGGCAGAGGACGAAGAACAGUUGAAAGACUAUCAACUUCCGGAUGAUAUCGAGUCCACGCUGGACAAGAGUGAUUUCCUCGAAGCGGCCAAGACGCUGCAAGGUUCCCGCGAUAAGCAGCCAUCCAAGUUCGAGAUUUACGCAGCAGCAGUGGCAAAGCACGAGACCAAGUACCCUGAAUUCCAGGCUGGCGCUACGACCCCCUCUCCCCGCCGACGGCUCGGCCACCCGCACGCCUCCGCCUACCACCCCCCAUCCAUGACCGCACCCUCUCACGCGCCCUCUACGUCCGCAUCACGUGUCGCAAACCCCCAAAACCAUCCGCGGCGAGUCUGCCUUCCCCGUAUACUGGGUCGAAGUCCUCGAUGUCGCCCACCAGAGCUGGCACCCCGUCGACCCGCUCGUGACUGGCACGCCAAUGGAAGCCCCGCGCCCUCGAACCGCCCGCCUCCGACACCCUCAACACACUCACCUACGCCAUCGCCUUCGAAGCCGACGCCAGCGCCCGCGACGUCACGCGCCGCUAUGCCAAAGCGUACACCUCCAAGACCCGCCGCCAGCGCAUCGACGGCCUCCCCACCCCCACCCUCCCGACCACCAUCACGGAACGAGUUCCGCAUUGCUAGUAAAGGUAAGGAGGGGUCAAAGGCGUUGAAGCUUAGUGUUCCGCCAAGGUUUGGGGGGGGGAGGGGGUGGGGGGAGGAUGGUGCGGGGAGUGAUGGGGAACGGGAGGGGGAUGAUGAUGAUGAUCCCGAUCGGGUGGGGUUGUUUGGGGAUGCCGCGAGGGGGUAUGUGCCGCUUUAUAUGAUGGAGCAGACGGACGCGUAUGUGGCACCGCCUGUGGUGGGGGGCAGGGUGCCCAAGAACAAGUUUGGGAAUCUCGACCUGUAUGUGCCGAGCAUGGUGCCUCGGGGCGGCGUGCAUGUCAGGCAUGAGAGGGCUGCGCAGGCGGCGUUUAUUUUGGGGGUGGAUUACGCGCCUGCGCUGACGGGGUUUGAGUUCCGCGGGCGGCAUGGCACGGCGGUGUUGAAUGGUGUGGUGGUGCCGGAGGAGGCGGGGGAGGGGGUGUGGGCGGUGAUUGGGGGGUUGGAGGAUAUGGAGGCGGAGGAGGAGCAGGAGAGACGGUCGAGGCGGGCGUUGAGGAUGUGGAGUCGGUUUUUGAAGGCGCUGCGGAUUAGGGAGCGGAUUUGGGCUGGGGUGGAUGAGGAGGCGGAGGAGGAGGUAGACCAGCCUAAGGGCAAGGGGAAGGGGAAGGCAGUGGAGGAGGACGACGACGUGGGUAUGGAGGAUGCGAGUGAGGACGAUAUGGGAGGAGGCGGCUUUUUUGUGCCGGAUGAAGACGAUGAUGAUGAUGAUGAUGGCGGAGGUGGUGGGUUUAUCGUGGAAUAA